Linderina pennispora is the source of this 748-nucleotide messenger RNA. RefSeq lists its product as uncharacterized. The transcript has a single exon. The record is from RefSeq and is a predicted model, not a curated record. Lineage: Eukaryota; Fungi; Kickxellomycota; Kickxellomycetes; Kickxellales; Kickxellaceae. The coding region runs from base 312 to 554 and encodes 80 amino acids.
CACACACGCACACAUGCACCCGCCUGCACCUAUUUAUCCAGCCCCUUGAUACCACCUUUGUUUCUCUUUUUAUUACCAUUCGUCAUUCGUCAUUCACAGUGCCUGAAGCAGCUCAGCCCAACGGAAAAACCGCCGCACGCCUCCAGAUAGAGUUGCGCUGCUAAUUUAGCCUUUUUGGGAACGGCCCGCAACAUCCGGCGUGGCGCUGCUGCUUGCAAAUCACGCCAGUUGUUGCCGAUGCUGUCGAAAACAGGUAAAUAGGGGCUGCUGGUUUGGGGUAACGGCGGCAUGCUGCUUGCAUUAGGUUUAAUAUGAAGCGACGCAGCCCGGCUCUGGUUUCUGCAUGCCGACCAGUCUUUGCUAUAAAUCCACCGGCUCCCCGGUAUCAGCUGGUCUUCUGGCUCUUUAUACAGCUCCUGCACACCCCUCGUCUACCUCCAGUUCCAGCGCUCGAUCUGCCUGUCAAGAUGCUCGCACCGACCACCAACACUGCUCUUGUCCUCUGCGACCGCGAGUGCACAUGCGCCUUAUGCCUCAGUGGCCGUGGGUACUAACCAUCGCAUCCACCGCCUCUGCAUCGCACAUGUACAUACCACACAUACCGACUCGAUCUGCCGGCUCCUUCUCCUCCCGACACCUAGUUUCGGCCAACCACCAAAAGCACGCAGCACGUGCAUUCAAAAGGGCAUGCAUUCUCCAAGCUGCCAUCCGCAUAUUUCCUCACCCCAGCCCAUGUCAAAUAAACUAU